GCAGAAGUGCCCCUUCUCCAGGACGGAAGAGCUGGGUGGGGAUAGGAGGAAAGCUAUUUCCUGAAUCCCUGUCGGCAGACUCAGCACCUAGACCAGAACCAGGAAGGAUUCUGGGGGCCAGAGAGCACAGGCUGACGGACAGACGAACCAGCUCCUCUCUCCUCCCUUCUGUUCACUCAGUUUGAGAGGGUGGAGACAAGACGAGAGAACCACGGGGGACCGGGCCGGGCCAGCGCAAUGGAGACUCUCUCAAGCCAGGAGUUCCCCGGCGCAGGGAGACCCCCGGAAGAGGGGCAGCCCGCCGCGGGGAGCAGGUGCUGGGCGGUGGCCCAGCAGCUGCUGGCGGCCGUGCUGCUUCUGGGCCUGCUCCUUGGUUCCCCCGUGCUUCUGGUCUACCUCCUCCGGAGCUGUGGGCCUGGCCUCUGCGACUCGCCCGUGUGCAGGAGCCUCCUGGCCCACUCCCUGGCGUCCAGGAACGCCAGCGCGGCCCCCUGCGCCGACUUCUUCAGCUUUGCCUGUGGAAAGGCCGGAGGGACCAGGAACCCUUUCCAGGCUCUCGCCGAGGAGAACAAGCGCCGACUGCGGGGCGUCCUGGAGGCCCUAGGGUCCCAGCACCCUGGCUCUGGGGAGGAGAAAGCCUUCCGAUUCUAUAGCUCCUGCAUGGACACGGACGCCAUCGAGGCUGCAGGGGCGGGUCCCCUCAGACAAGUCAUCGAGGAGCUUGGAGGCUGGCGAAUCUCUGGUAAUUGGACUUCCUUAGACUUUAACCGAACGCUGAGACUUCUGAUGAGUCAAUACGAUCACUUCCCAUUCUUCAAAGCUUACCUGGGACCUCAUCCCACCCCUCCACACGAGCCAGUCAUCCAGAUAGACCAGCCAGAGUUUGACGUUCCCUUCAAUCAAGAGCAGGAACAGAAGAUCUACGCCCAGAUCAUGCGGGAGUACCUGGCUUACCUGAAUCGCCUGGGAACCUUGCUGGGAGGAGAUCCAGUCACGGUGCAACCAUACGCCUCCUGGUCCAUCUCCUUUACCUCGCAACUGGUCCAGUUUCUGAGGCCCCCGGCGCAGCGGCGGGCCCAGGGGAAGCCCUUCCAGGUGGUCACUAUCUACCAGCUGCAGGAGCUGGCCCCUGCCAUCGACUGGUUAUCCUGUCUGCAAGCGACAUUCACUCCGAUGUCCCUGAGCUCCUCCCAGCUAGUCGUGGUCCAUGACCUGGAUUAUUUGAAAAACAUGUCGCGCCUGGUGGAGGAACAGCUGCUGACGCACAGGGACUUUCUGCAGAGUCACAUGAUCUUCAGCCUGGUGGGGACCCUUUCUCCAGCCCUGGACAGUCAGUUCCAGAAGGCACGCAGGUCGCUGAGUGAGAAGCUGCGGGAGCUGACAGAACAGCCCCCCAUGCCUGCCCACCAGCAGUGGUUAAAGUGCGUGGAGGAGACCGGAACCUUCUUCGAGCCGACCCUGGAGCCCUUGUUCGUUCGUGAGGUCUUCAGCCCGGGCACCCGGAGUGCUGCCAUGGAGUUGUUCACCGCUAUCAAAGAUGCCCUCAUCGCUCGCCUCAGAAGGCUUCCCUGGAUGGAUGAGGAGACCCGGAAACAGGCCCAGGACAGGGUCACCCAACUGCAGGUGAAGAUGGGGCCCCCAGAACAGGCCCCGGAGCCAGCGCUGGUCAGACAGGAACACGACGAUAUACACCUCGGGCCCAGCUUCCUGCAGUCCUUCCUGAGCGGCGUCCGCUCCCGGCGAGCUAGGAUCGUCUGCAGCUUCUUGCGGCCUUUCCCUCCACACAGGUGGCAGGUGUCCCCGUGGGGGCUCAGCGCUUACUAUUCCAUAUCUGACCACGUCCUGGUCUUCCCAGCCGGCCUCCUGCAACCCCCUUUCUUCCACCCUGGCUACCCCAGAGAUGAUGCUUAA
Messenger RNA from Pteropus alecto (black flying fox), 1911 nucleotides. It is a transcript of the gene KEL, whose product is annotated as Kell metallo-endopeptidase (Kell blood group). Gene Ontology annotation, molecular function: metalloendopeptidase activity. The transcript is spliced from 16 exons. Gene Ontology annotation, biological process: protein processing. The record is from RefSeq and is a predicted model, not a curated record. The coding region runs from base 238 to 1911 and encodes 557 amino acids. Gene Ontology annotation, cellular component: plasma membrane. Lineage: Eukaryota; Metazoa; Chordata; Mammalia; Chiroptera; Pteropodidae.